CGAAUUUGCAGCAGACAGCUUGAGCCUUCAUGUCGCACAGGCUUACUGCAGAUAUAUAAACGGAAGAGUUCGUCAAGAAUAUGUCUUCUUCAAAGAUUUUGACAGCUAUUCGAGACAUAACAAGAUCAAAACAUCGAAUCGCAUGGUUGGUAGGUGGUACAAUAUCCUCUAUUGCUGGAGCAACUUAUAUUCUGGAAGACAAGAACGUAGAUAAAACUUCAUUAUUGGGAUUUGUGCGAUUAGGUCGGACUUUCGUGACAGUAACAUCAAUUGUGGUGGACUACAAAUUGUCGCUGUUUGGUAAGGAGCCAAGCAUGUCGGAUUACCAACCCACCAAGAAUAAUGUUCACCUUCGGUCAGCUAAGAAACUCCAUAGUUUGUGUUGUAAAAAUGGUGGAGUAUUCAUCAAACUUGGACAGCACUUAGGUGCAUUGGAUUAUCUCCUCCCAGAGGAAUAUGUCAACACACUGAAGGUUCUCCAUGACGAUGCUCCUCAGUCAUCUCUGGAUGACAUCAAGAAAUUGGUUGCUGAGGACUUAGGGAAGACUGACAACAUAUUCAAGGAGUUUUCACCAGUGCCAAUUGGCACAGCUUCUCUUGCUCAGGUCCAUAGAGCAACUUUGAUGGAUGGCACAGAGUUAGCGGUCAAGGUUCAACAUCCAAAGGUCAAGGCUUAUUCGGAAGUGGACAUGAAAUCGAUUAGUUUUCUACUGAACAGUGUUGCCUGGUUUUUCCCUGAGUUUGAAUUUCUUUGGUUAAGUGGGGAGAUGAACAAGAAUCUACCAUUAGAGUUGGACUUUGUAAAGGAAGGAAAGAAUGCGGAAAAAGUUGAAAAGCUGCUAAGUCAUUUUAAAUUCCUAAAAAUUCCAAAGGUAUAUUGGGAAUUAACAACUGAAAGAGUGCUAACAAUGGAGUAUUGUGAAGGAGGAAGAGUAAAUGAUCUAGAAUAUGUAAACAAGAACAACAUAGAUGUUAAUAAGGUUACAAGGGACCUUGGUAAACUGUAUAGCGAGAUGAUCUUUGUUCACGGCUUUGUACAUUGUGAUCCACAUCCAGGCAAUGUCUUGGUUUGGAAGGACUCUAACGGACAGCAAGAAAUAAUUUUGCUGGAUCAUGGACUUUACCUGACUUUACCAAAUGAAUUUCGAUUAAACUAUGCCAACCUAUGGCAGUCGUUGAUUGCAGCAAACUUAGAGGGAAUCAAACUGUACAGCCAACGACUAGGAGCUGGUGAACUUUACCCCUUAUUCGCAUGCAUGCUCACAGCAAGAUCAUGGGCUGUUGUGACACAUGGAAUUGAUCAAGUGGAAAGGUCAAGCAAAGAGGAUGAUAUCAUUAAAGCCAGCAUAAUAGAAUAUUUCCCACAGGUUUCCAAAAUUUUAAAUGAAGUUCCACGAGAAAUGCUGCUCCUUUUCAAAACAAAUGAUCUCCUACGUGGCAUUGAAUACGCGCUGAAAAUUCGUAAAGAUGCCAGCUCAUUUAUCAACAUGUCACGCUGUUGUGUGCGCGCUCUUGCGAUGCACGAAGUUGAGCAAUGUGAUGGAUGGGGAUGCUUUGUGCGUGUUCUAGUGAAUGCAAAUUACAAUCUGUUUAAGAUACGAGUGUAUGAAUUAGUAACACGCUUUAUGUCGUUACCGCUUAUGCAAUAUAUAUCAAGUAUACUUUGGACGAAGGAACCGUUUGAAGUACAGCCUACCAAAGUAUUAUUAUAACAGCAACAUGAACCAGUCAAUUCUACAGAACUGAUCAUAGUUAUUUUUAAUUGUUUAUGCCAAUAUAGUAUGUCAAAGGGGUCAAUAUUUUCCCCAUCAUUUUUGAGAGGCUGCAAAACACAUUCUCAGUAUAACAUAUACAGUACAGGAAAAAUACUGUAGCCUUGUGCUUAAAAUGGCUCUUUCAUCGGGCUGUAGUCUCACAGUGAACACAUAUAUGAUGUUACAUUGCAGCGAAUUAAAGGUAGUGAGGUCACAAUGUUUGUAUUUUCAUCAAGCAUUAAUUAUUAAUCAGCAUUUUAGAGAACCACUUUAAUUUAUGAUUAAACUUAACAUGACUAUAGAAGUUAAAACCAAAAUUUUGCAUAGCAAAUUCAUGCUAAGCACAUGGCAUGAAGAUUGUACUGGCUUUUAUAUUGUAAAAUAAGAUGAUUUUCAAUCUAAAAUGAAUAUCUUUAAUUUGCCUAAUUUUCAGAUACUGUAGGUUAUAGAGGUUGCUUUCAAUUUGCGCGGCAACGCAACUCUAGAACGGAUUCACUCAUCCGUGACAGUGCUACGUUCUCUGCACAACUUAGAUCAGGUGAAAUUGCAUCCUACGUAAUUACGUUCUAGGUCCUAUCGUCGUCGUGCAAUUGAAAGCUCUCUAAUGGUACAGUGGCAUCUUUUAAGAUAUAUUGGCAGGGAUUUUGAAUUGUAAUUAUAGAAAUAAAACAAAUUCCCGUUUAAUAAAUGAGCAAUAUAUUAUCUA
Anneissia japonica is the source of this 2460-nucleotide messenger RNA. Its product is annotated as aarF domain-containing protein kinase 1-like. The coding region runs from base 81 to 1712 and encodes 543 amino acids. The transcript has 10 exons. Gene Ontology annotation, cellular component: mitochondrial inner membrane. Gene Ontology annotation, biological process: lipid homeostasis; mitochondrion organization. Lineage: Eukaryota; Metazoa; Echinodermata; Crinoidea; Comatulida; Comatulidae. The record is from RefSeq and is a predicted model, not a curated record.